CACUCAUCGCGUUAUCAACUCAGUAACUAUAAGUUGGUCAACCUGACCGGGUCUGAGUCGCACAACUCUGCUGUUGGCUAUAUCGAACCUGAAAAGGAUCGGGUGCCAUAAAACACUAAGAAGAAGAAGAAGAAAAAUGUCAGCGAUGCGGAUGAAAGCAGUGAGAUGUCCCACAGAUGAGCUCAGUCUCUCCAACUGUGCCAUCAUCAAUCACGACGAUUUUCCUGAUGAUGUCAGGCACAUUGAAGUAACUACAGCGCCAAAUUAUCAUUUCGUGUUUACGGUUAGAACACAUCAUGAGAUACCACGUGGUGCGGUCGGGUUCAGUUUGCCUCAGCGAAAAUGGGCAACGCUGUCUCUCAAUCAAGAGAUUGAAGUUCGACCAUAUCAUUUUGACCCAACUUCUAAUACAGAGUGCUUAUGCAAUAUUGUUCUUGAAGCUGAUUUCUUGCAGAAAAAAACUACUACUUUGGAGCCGUACAACACAGACGAAAUGGUUAGGGAUUUCCUGCUACAGUUUUCGGGCCAGGCAUUCACCGUGGGUCAGCAAUUGGCAUUCCAAUUCAAAGACAAGAAGCUGCUUGGACUAGUUGUGAAGAGCUUGGAAGCCGCUGACCUGUCUGCCAUCAGUACCGGACAGGCCACAGUGCCGAAGAAGACCAAAAUGGGUCGCUGCUUAGGCGACACCGUGAUACAAUUCGAAAAAGCCGAGAACUCCAGCUUAAAUCUCAUCGGGCAAUCCAAAGGGAAAGCUGUUCGGCAGGCAAUUAUUAAUCCAGAUUGGGACUUUCAAAAAAUGGGUAUCGGUGGCUUGGACAAAGAAUUCAGUGCCAUUUUCCGAAGAGCAUUUGCGUCUCGCGUUUUUCCAACGGAGAUUGUCACUCAAUUCGGCUGCAAGCACGUGAAAGGAAUCUUGCUUUAUGGACCACCUGGCACUGGCAAGACUCUAAUGGCUCGUCAAAUAGGAUCGAUGCUGAACGCAAGGGAACCAAAAAUUGUAAAUGGUCCACAAAUCUUGGACAAAUACGUUGGUGAGAGCGAAGCUAACAUCAGAAGAUUGUUUGCUGAUGCAGAGGAUGAAGAGAAGAAGCUUGGACCGAACAGUGGACUUCACAUAAUUAUAUUUGACGAAAUAGAUGCCAUCUGUAAAUCUCGUGGUAGCGUUGCUGGUAAUACGGGAGUCCACGACACGGUGGUUAAUCAGUUGCUUGCCAAGAUCGACGGUGUCGAACAAUUAAAUAAUAUUCUCGUUAUUGGUAUGACCAAUAGAAGGGAUAUGAUUGACGAAGCCUUGCUGAGGCCUGGCAGAUUAGAGCUGCAAAUGGAGAUUAGCUUGCCAGACGAACACGGACGUUACCAGAUUCUUAAUAUUCACACGUCCCGAAUGAGAGACUACAAAAAGAUGUCGCCCGACGUGGACUUGAAGGAGCUCGCUACGUUAACUAAAAACUUUAGCGGUGCAGAAUUGGAAGGUCUCGUGAGAGCUGCACAAAGUACUGCUAUGAAUCGCUUGAUAACGGUUUCCAGCAAGGUAGAGGUAGACCCAUCUGCAAUGGAGAAACUUAUGGUGACUAAGGGUGACUUCCUCCAUUCACUGGAACAUGACGUCAAACCGGCAUUUGGUACGAGCGCCGAGACAUUGGACAUUUUAUUAACACGUGGGAUCAUCAAUUGGGGAAGACCAGUGGCUGAAAUUCUUGCUGAUGGCAGUCUGUGCGUUCAACAAGCUCGAGAGACCGAAGGCUCUGCGCUUGUAUCCGUCCUCUUGGAGGGACCACCGAACAGUGGAAAAACAGCACUUGCCGCACAGAUUGCGAAGAAUUCAGACUUUCCAUUUGUCAAAGUGUGUACGCCUGAGGACAUGGUCGGCUUUAUUGAAUCUGCAAAGUGUCUUUCGAUUCGGAAGGUAUUCGACGAUGCAUAUCGCUCACAGCUCAGUUGUAUCUUGGUUGACAAUAUAGAACGUCUGCUCGAUUAUGGCCCAAUCGGGCCGAGAUAUUCCAAUCUGACAUUGCAAGCGCUUCUAUUGCUAUUGAAAAAACCGCCGCCACCUGGUCGUAAACUGUUAAUUCUGUGCACUUCCAGCCGCAGACAAAUUUUGGAGGAUUUGGAUAUACUCUCAGCAUUCAAUACCAUCCUGCACGUGCCUAAUUUAUCGACCCCUGAUCAUUUGCUAAAUGUACUAGAAGAAGUUGAUCUCUUUACCGACCAUGAAAUGUCUUCCUUACAUGGAAAGCUUCAAGGGAAACGAGUAUUUAUCGGUAUUAAGAAAUUGCUGGCUCUGAUAGAUAUGGCACGCCAAGUGGAACCAAGUUACAGACUCGUCAAAUUCUUGUCGAAACUGGAAGAAGAGGGUGGCUUAGAAUAAAACGUAGCAACCCGUUCCGGGUUGCGCCAGCUUUCGAAGGUUAAAACGAGAGCGCAUCGGAAGCUACGUUUCUUUGAUUCUAACGCGCUCAGGCUGAAGUGACCUCGGUCGCUCAAAUUGAACGCGCGUUUAAAUUGUAGUAAUUUACGUAGAAAUAAUAGCCUAGAGUGAGACAUAGGGAGUCAAUAACAUCUGAAUCUCUUGUGUCGCGAUAAGUUCCCAGGUUAGUUAAUAGGUAGAAAAGCUUACGUGAUGCAUAUCUGAAAAUGCAUAUUAACUCCGUAUUUUAAAGUACAAUUAUGCGCACUGCAUCAUUCUAGGUACUUAAAUAUCCGACGUCAGUCUUACAAAUUCCGGGAACGAGUAUCGGAGCAACAUUGUACGUGACUCUCGUGUAACAACUUGUGUGUCUUGAUGUGAUCUUAAUUUGAAUUUUGGCUAAAUUUAGAGGGAUGAGGGACGAACUUCUUUCUCUGAUAUUUUUUUAGGGACCUUAAUCUGUUCUGACUCUGGAAGGAAUAAUGCAUGCUCAUGUUUGGACAUAAUAAUUUUCUACAACUUGAAGGGACACACGGGAUUGUUGCAUAAUAGUGUACGAUUAGUACUGUACAGUUAAUACUGUGGAAGCAACGUAAAAAUAUGAACGGAAAUAACAUGUGUAAUACCUGAAUUUUUAGUGUAAGGAGCGUCGGUUGCAUUACAUCGAGUGCAUUUCUUCCUUACACGUACAUUCUGUACGUAUCUAUAAUACACGAUUAAAUCGAUAGAACAUUCGUAUCCUGAGAAAAUCGUGCAGGCAGUAUUUAUGUUCAUAUUAGCUGCUGUAAAAAGUGGUUAGCGUCAACGUCGUCCAUUGUUGAGUUUAAUGUUUCGAGAUAAUUCUUUGUCGUAAAUUAUAUAGUCCUAAUAUUGUAGUGUUGUGAUGGACAAGGAUGAAUUCUAUAUAAAACCGGGAGUAAAACGCAGGACCAUGAUAAAAGCAGCAAUGGGUAAAUAGUAAGCUGGAUGUAUUUCUAUACUUGUAUAUUAUAUGUAAUGUAUUUAUUUCAGCAGAUAUUGAAAACAAUAAUAUCUUGAAUGUACAAUGGGGUUUUAGAACGGUGCUUUCCAGUCGGGACUUUAUUACGAGAGAUUCCCAGUUUCGUUAAAAGAAAUAAGAGAAGUAUUUACAAGUGACAUUUUCUUGAAGUGACAAUUUAUCAAUGCAAUGAUUGUCGAAACAAAUUGGACAUAUUAUGCGCAAAUACGUAUUUAACAAAAUAUUUUAUCAUUUACACACAUGCUUUGAUACAUAAUUAUUUUAACGUAAAUACACUUAUUAAUUUGCACACACAGGCUAGAAGUUAAUAAUUACUCGAUUUUGUAUUUUGGAAUAUUAAUUUUAUACAUAUUGUAAGGAAAAAUAAUGUAUCUGCCAAAUUAAGUACACUUUUUAUUAUAUAACAAAAGCUAUUUUGUUUUCAUCUAUUAAGUAUCGCGUAAAACUUAUGUAAAAUUUAAGCAAAGUCCAUGAGGGGGCUGACAGGCUGAUGUAAUGAUGUAAUGAUCGAGACAUAACAUUGGGAAAUACUGCUCAUUAUAGUUGAGAAAGAAUUGUUUGUAAAAAAAACAGCGGGUUGACUUUUGUUUCGAAGAAAGCAGACGCGUUAUAGUGUUCCACUUUUAAUUAUCCCGACUAGCAAUAACGUAGUUAUAUGUAAAGAGAUACACUUGUUAUAUUCUCGUAUGCCGUGUAUUUAUUGUUGAGUGCAUUCGCAAGUGUACAUGUAUAUUGUACGCGAAUUGAAUAAACAUGCACAUACCGAUUACACAUACGUUCCAGAGAAAUUACAACAAUUGUAAUUAGAGGAUAGUUAUUACGUAUAGGACAGAAAUUUUAGUCAAUACUUGUCAAUGAUUCUCCACUAUCUGUGGCGUAUUCCAAGAAAGAGGAACAUUCCAAUUUUCGCUUGAUAUAUAUAUAUAUAUAUUUAUUCUGCUAUGAGUAAUCACAAUAACAAGAAUAAAAACAAAAUGUAUAAAAAAAAGUGUGUUACGCUUAUAUACGUGCGCUCUUAUUUUUAAACACUAAUUAGAAUAAGUUGCUACACGCGCGUAGCUACAUGAUCUGAUAUAGGAUUUACAAGCUACUUUGCUUUGAUUGUGCAUUUCGAAUAAGUUGCGAUGCAACUAGUUUAUUUAUUCUUUGCGUACAAGAGCGUUAUCUGUGUUAUAUCUGUUAUAGCUUGAUAGAUUCAGGCUAAUUAAUUAGAUGCGAAUUAUGUAUCGAUGAAAUAGAUCAUGUAUGUGUUGCAGUCUUCGAAGAAAAUAAUUCAUUAUAUAUUGUAACAUAAUCGACUACUUGUCUGUAUUUAUCGAUGUGACCUGUUAUUGGUGCAAGUUAGAAAUAAAAUUAUCCAGAAAUA
Molecule: messenger RNA, 4773 nt
Organism: Ooceraea biroi (clonal raider ant)
Lineage: Eukaryota; Metazoa; Arthropoda; Insecta; Hymenoptera; Formicidae
Product: vesicle-fusing ATPase 1
Biological process (GO): SNARE complex disassembly; intra-Golgi vesicle-mediated transport; Golgi to plasma membrane protein transport
Cellular component (GO): Golgi stack
Molecular function (GO): ATP binding; ATP hydrolysis activity
Source: RefSeq, a predicted model, not a curated record